CAACCGCUUGGUGCUAAAACAGCCACAUGACGGAUGCCCCCGACUGGAUCCACGAGUUCUUCUUACCCGACCAUGAACGUACAUUCGAAACGCGUCUUCGCCAAGCACUCCAACACCUUCGGCCAUCGCAAAUGGACCACUUUCGAAACGUGGUCAUGCAUCAAUCCCCUGACUUGAGACUGUCGACGUGGAAAGCCCUGGUCCAGCACUCGAACACUGCCCCCGUCAACUACGUACACGACGUGCUUCGUGUGAGUGCGUACUUGCUCAAGACAUUCACCGAUGAGUCUAGCACAGGAUAUCAAACUCUGACGGACUUGUACGCGAGCUUUGGUACUCCUGGGGACCGUGGAGCGUUCGAAGCACUGCUCGUGUCGACGCACCACCUGCCAACGUUGGCCCGACUUCUCCACACCAUCGACAUGGCCAAACAAUACGUCAUCUUGGACGUAGCUGCCGACCAUCCACGUGCUUUUGAGUCGCUGUUGGCAUGGUGCCACAACACGGCCACCGCCCCAUCUCCACAUAACUUGCACUCGACAUUGGCAAUGGUAGCCAAGACCAACAACUUUCAUCUCUGGAUGGAUCUCAUUGUGAACGUACAGCCAUCAUUACUCCUCACGCCGUUCCUUGCCCUGUUGGAUGCUUUCUCGACCACCGGGUUGCUCGACCACGUUGCUCGUGUCUUUUUGGGCCACUCCAAACCGUACGACCUCAUCGAGCCUCUUGUUGCCCUGGUCAGUCAAGGAGAGUCAAUGGUCCAGUCCUUGCUUCCCCACGUGUCCACUGAAUCGGCAAUCACUUUGAUUUCGUCCCUCCAUCCUUUGCUGCCGUCCCUCGCAGCCUUGGCCACCCAUUCGUUGCACCCCCCCGAAAAACUCGACGCCACUAUCGCAACAUUUAGUCGAGUUGAAGUGUCGCUGGCAGAUGCAAACCACGUCCUGCUAUUUGCAUCGACCUUGCCGGAUCCGUGGCCGUUUAUUGAGUUUGUACAGGCACUAGCAACCGCGGCCCCCCACACGUUGCCACGACUCUAUCACGUGUUUGGCGCAUGCAACUCAAGCGACCAGCUUCAUUUGGUUCGUUUUCUCUUGCUGGAAUGCACAACCGUCGAGUUUGGCGCUGCGCUGUUGAAUCUUCCGUUGGAGGACAUGAGAUGUCUCCUUGCCAUCACGUCGAUGUUUCUUUCCAGCGAGCUCGAGCGGAUCGCCGCGUUCGUCACGACUCUUGACCAAGUGUGCCUGGCGCCACUACUCACGCUGCUUGCCCUACCCGACCACCAGCGACUCCAUCUGUACACGAUUCUGCAAGGAGUUGACACUCCCCAUCGCCUCUUAGAGGCCCUUCAGCACCUUUGCGUGGACAACCCCCCUGCAUUCGACCGAUUAUUGCACGUUCUUUUGCUGUUCGAGUUGGAUCAAAAGGAUGCGCUGGCGAUGGGCGUUUUACGUGCUUCGGACAAGGUGAUCAACGGUCGACUUCUCGAGUUCCUUGCAUGGCCUCCCGGCGAAAUGGACGCGAGGGAAGUACUGCGGCUUCUCCGUCAUGUACCAUCCACGCGCUACGAGUCGCUACUGGCGAUGUUUCAAUCCCCCCUUCGAUCCAAGCUGGAGCUGCUUGUCUUGUCAGAGCUCCUCGAAUCCAUGGCAUCACCUUUGUCGAUGGAAUGCCUUCUCGAGGCGUUGAUUCGCAUGGAUGAGCCGACGCUGCAAGCGUUUUUUAGUUAUAUGGAGCAUGUUCCAGGCUCGUUGGUCGUGGUGAACCUCAUUGAAACCUUCUCAAGUGCAGACGUGCAGCUGUAUUUGAACCUUGCUACGGGCCUCUCUCCAUCGAUGAUGCGGGAGCUCAACUUGUUCAUGGACAACCUCGACCUGCGUGGUCGCACCGCCUUUCUUCGCGUGAUUGUAAACCCCCGUCGGAACAUCCUGUCCCGGCUCAUCAUGAGUGUCCACAUGCUCGACCACAUCACGGUCGGCAACAUUUUGCGAGCCCUGGAGCAUCAUACGUGGGAGAUUCGGUCUCUCUUGGUUGAGCAAUUUCGCAUCUUGGAUGACCCUAUAGCGUUGGCGCAGCUCGCGGCGGUCCACGAAUCUCUAGGCACCGACUUGAGUACUCGAGACGCGCUGGAGACAUACGCUAUGAUCGCAAGCUACUGCUCCAAGGCCGUCCAAGUCCAACUCGCGUCAGUUUUGUAUCGGUUCGCCGUGGCGGACCGAGGCGAGUUACUGAUGCUUGUUCGGAAUAAUGCAGUGUGGCAUCCGACCGAAGCGAUCGACGCCGGGUUUUGGACAGAAGAGAAUAUCGCGAGGCUGUGUGCAAUAUUCUUGCAGCACCAUUCGCAGAUGGCGACCCACCUCCUCCAGUUCCUUCGGCGACUCGAUCCCAAGUUCCACGAAGCUUUUCUUCACUCGUGCAAAGACUUGUCCGCCGACAUGGCGUACUUUGUUCGAGUGUUCCAUGCCACGACCGUGGACACUGUCCAUCGGUUCAGCGCCAUCCUGUUUUCUCGUGCUUUGAACACCGAUGGCAUCACCCGUCUCGCCCAGUGUCUCCGAAGAAUGCACCAAGCGUUGAUCGGACUCGAUCUUGCCGUCCACGUGCUCGUGCAGUUGUCAAACAUGCCGUCGUUUUUGUCAUACUUUCACCGCCUCGGGACGGCGCAAGGCUUGUUCGUUCAGAUUUUGGCUGAGUUUCCCACGCAUGCACGUGAAGUCGUGCAGUUCCUCGAGUCUCUGGAUGUGGACGACGCCGUCUUGAUCAUGCGCCGGUUGUCCAAGAUGCCAAACGACAACCGCCGUCGGUUUGAAGCACUUCUAAACAAACCACCGACUCGACUUACUGGCGUCGACAGGACGCUCUAUCUUAGUGUAGUGGACGGCUGCAAACUGCGACCCAUCGACACACGUCCACCCGAGCUGUCCAGAAUCGUCACAAGUCGCUCUCUGCCCGAAUUGAAUCCUCCACUGUGGAGCUGUGAGGACGUCGAGAUGAAACUCCUCUCGCGGAAGGCCAAACGAGUGGGACAGGUCCCGUCGAUGGCAUCGUCAGCUCAAACGGAACGAACGUCACCUUCUGCAACCCAAGGCGAAAGCGAAUAUUACACGAUCUCGAUGGAACCGAAUCGGGAGUUUACCUUGUUCCUGGCGUCACCCCUCGACGACAAUGUGACGUCGCCCCCAACUGGUGCGAUUGAAACCACAGCUCUGGUCGACAAUCAACGGAGCAAACCGGACUGUUUGACCCCCCCAGAAGUUCCCCCACCUGCCCCUGAUCCCAUCGACGGUGUUGACAGCGACAACGAGUACAGCAGCGACGACUGCAGCGACCCCGACGUGCCCCCCCGACGAUUGUUUGAUCAUGUCCUGGCAGACAGUAUUCUAAAACAGCAUCCACUCAACACGUUGGUCGAAGAAGAUUUGGACGUAGAUGGCCUCCCUCGUAUCCGCAUUCCUGGGCGAUACAAGCGUCCCUCUGCACGGUCCAUGCGCGGGCUCAUGCCGGCCAUUCAAAACGCCUCCCUCCACCCAGGAAAACGUAGGCCGAGCACGUCCCCAGGAUCCCCUUUUGAAAUGAUCGGGCAAGACGCCAACCUGAUGCGGUGGCCCCCCACCCGGAUUCGAGUGGCUCGGACACCUGAAGCCAAGAAAAAGGUGUUUGAUGCGAGGGUGCAUAAGAGCAUGGGCACCAUCAUGUUACCGUCGUUGAAGUCCCAGCAAGACACCCACAAGAUGCUUCGGACAAAGUCAUGCGUCGGGUUGUGAGUAGAUGCCACCAAUCCAACGAUGCAUGGGCAGCUUCGGCCAACAUAUUCAAGGGGUACCAGUUACAGUCUCUGCACAGUUAUCAUUGCUGCUGCAUUCGAUGGAACCACAACCACGUUUACGAGUCACCGUGCGAGGGGAGUAGAGGAUUUCUCUUCAACGUUAAGGAUGGCCGUGUGCCGGCCUGGCCAAGUGAACAGUGGUGGCUUUAUCCACUUUAAAGGAUGUCUACAGUUGCGCUGAAUAGUGUGGGGAGUCGGCGUCGUCCCUGUCUGUGAAUGGGGGGAAGAAAGCAUGGGCUCAUGGCUUUUCAGGUUCUUGUUGUUUGAAAUGCUCGGUGGUACAUUGCUCCCACUGGUCGGUCAUCA
This is a messenger RNA of Aphanomyces invadans, 4129 nucleotides long. RefSeq lists its product as hypothetical. NCBI's taxonomy places the organism in Eukaryota, Oomycota, Saprolegniomycetes, Saprolegniales, Verrucalvaceae. The record is from RefSeq and is a predicted model, not a curated record. The transcript has 4 exons. Bases 27 to 3761 code for a protein of 1244 amino acids.